CGUGAGUGCCAGUGUACUAGAGAGAAGGCCUGGCUCUGGCUUACUCGACGUGUAUGCUUUGAAAUUCCGCAACAUGUUAAUGAGUUUUUAUCAAAUUUUUAUUAAAAAUUCAUGCAGUGUAUUCAGUAUACGAAAGAAAAUUUAUAGUGCAAGACAUUUACCUUCUUGAUCGAAUAUUUUUUUUAGUGUAAAUUGUGCAAUAAAGGAGUGGUUUAAAAAUGCCUGGGAAAGGGAGUAGAAAAGGAAAAUUUGGUCACAGCGGGAAGCGAACGGAAGGAACUUCUGAUGAGGAUUCUGUGAAUGAUGCUUGUAGUGUGACGAGUGGGCUGUCGGACGCAAAUGUCCUGGAAGAAGUUAAUGAUAAUGAGGUGGACGAACCUUCUCAGCAACAAGAGGCAUUUGAGGAAAAUUUAAGAGACGCUAUCGAUGGAUUAACGCAAAAAAGUGCCAAGGGACGAACCAAUUGUUUCCAGGGGAUUGAAAAAAUUUUCGCCACUAAAUAUGUUCCUGAUUUUGUUGAGGAUAGAAAAAUGACCAUCACAGAUGCAAUUGAAAGGGGAUUAAAGAAAGGUCGCGGUGAAGAACAAUCAAUUGCCGCAAGAUUAAGUACAUUACUUUGCGUUCAAUUGGGUGCAUUUGAAAGUGCCGAACAUGUUUGUAAAGAAAUUAAAUCGACAUUAAUUUGCAUUGCCAAUGACAAUUCGGCAUCGACCAAUGCCAGAUCAGAGUGCUGCUGGGCUUUGGGUUUAAAUCAAUUUUUUUCCGGUAAUGAUUAUGGUGACACCAUUGAAAUAAUUCAAUUGCUUUCGACAAUUUUUGCUGGUUCAUUUUUAAAAGGCAACGGGGCAUUGCCGACAAUUUCGGCUGAUAUGGCGGCUUUACAUGCGGCAGCGAUUUCCUCGUGGACUUUGCUUUUGACUGUUAUGUCUCCAUUUGAUAUUUACAAUCUACUUGGAAGUAAUCGGUCAAGUACUUGUAUGCCAUCUCUCAGUCAGUUGCGAGAAUUGCUUGAAUCACCUCAUCUUGAUGUGCGUUUAUCUGCCGGCGAGGCAUUGGCAGUGAUUUUCGAGCUUGGUCGUGAUUUUUGCGAUGACUACGAACAAGAAUGGGCACUUGAUUUAGUUGAGAUACUCAGAGAUCUUGCAACUGAUUCCAACAAGUUCAGAGCUAAGAAGGAUCGAAAACAACAGCGUGCAAGUUUCAGGGAUAUUUUACGCUAUAUUGAGGAUGACAUUACACCGGAAAUGCACAUUAAAUUUGGUAAAGAAGUCUUGUAUCUUGAGGGUUGGUGUGCCCGAACUCAAUAUAAUGCGUGCUGUCGACUUCUCGGUCCUGGAAUAAAUAUUCAUUUAUCCGAAAAUCAACUCUUGCGGGAAAUCUUUCAUCUUGGAAAUCGUGUCUUGCCUUUACCAACAACACAAAAAACAACUAAACUCGAAAAGACAUUGAUGAACGCAGCUGCAUUUAAGGCAAGGACCAUUCUUCGAAGUAAAAAUCGCGACAAGCGUUCCGCAGCAUUGGCAUUAUAAACUUCUCACAAAUUGCUUUCUUUUUAGAUAAUUUACUGCGUGAGAGAAUGAAUGUUAGUUUUAUAAUUUUUAAUUUAUUGAAAUCAAUUAAAGAAAAAUGAGAGAGAAUAUGAUUUCCCUUGAAAAUCAUGCAACUGUAUAUAUAUAUAAAAAGAAAGACAAUUUUUUUCAAAAUGCUUCAUGAAACUUGUAGAUUUUAAUAUUUUGCUAAUUGAAAUGUGUAAGUAUGGAAAUUUUUGAUUUGUUUUAAAUUUUUGACAGAUGAAUUUAGUUUUUCUUUUUUUAUUAAUUAAAAAAAAACAUUAAAUGUUAUUUGUUCUUUUUUUUAAAUUUAGUUUUUAUAUUUUAGAAAAAUUAUUGGUAUCAAAUUUGUUUUUCUUAAUUGUACAUUAAGUUUAAUAAAAAAAUACUAUAUUAUAAAUUAGAAAACAA
Molecule: messenger RNA, 1961 nt
Organism: Leptopilina boulardi
Lineage: Eukaryota; Metazoa; Arthropoda; Insecta; Hymenoptera; Figitidae
Gene: Ifrd1
Product: interferon-related developmental regulator 2
Exons: 6
Coding region: 219-1529 (436 amino acids)
Source: RefSeq, a predicted model, not a curated record